CGCCAAUACUGUAUUGUUGUGUCAGUCCUUUUCCUCGCUGCUGUGGGGGAGACAACAACACUCAAUCUGAUUUCUCGGGAGAACGUGAUAAAAUGUGAACAGUGGAAUGUGUAUUGCGUGAAAAUAUCGAUUACUGAGAAAUAUAAGAUCAUUGCCCUAUAAACAAGCGUAAACGUAAAGACAAGUGAGCAUCAAAUAAACAGCUGUGUAUUUAUAAACGAUCUAAGGGCAAGAAAGAUCCCCAGUUGCAAAUAAAACAAGAAAAUAUAAAAGAUUAAACUCUUCUAAAAGAGGCAAGUUCCUUUAUUGAAAUUCGCGAUGAAGAAAUGGCUAGUGAGAGGGCAGUGGUCUGAGGGAGGUGACGAGAUUGAGACCCUCGACAAGGCCUGGUCGAAGACAAUUAAUGAAGGUUAUGACAACGUGGAUGGAAGCCUUAAGUGCCCAGAUGCGACAGGAGGGCUGAAGAAGGUGGAACAAAGAGAGAGUGUUGAAAGCAGCGAGGCGCCUCAAGUGAACGGCUCAGCAGCGAAGGAAAAAAGUUGUCACCAUCUCAUUCAAGACGUGGACAAGCCCGCCACCGGCCCCCAGGUGUUGGCGGGGGUGACGGUGGCGGCGACUCACCUGGGUGUGGGCUGUGUGUUUGGGUUCUGUGGUGUAGCGCUGCCACAGCUGACCCAACACCCAGCCCCGGGCAACAUCACCAUGAACGACUUCCACUUGGCGCUGUUUAGCAGUGUUAUAAGUAUAGGAGCAGCGGUGGGGUCAGCGGCCACAGCAGUGCCUCAGGUGUGGCUGGGUCAGCGGGUGACACUCCUCUUCGCUCUGCCUGUGGCUCUCGCCGCCUGGGUGACUCUGGCCGCCUCCCCCAACGUCUGGGUGGUAAUAGCCGCCCGGGCUGUCCAGGGCCUCACUGUGGGCUUCAUCGCAGGCCCCUCAAACAACUAUGUGGCGGAACUGGCCCACAGCAAUCUACGGGGACUACUCGUCGGUACUCUCAACACUUCAGAACAACUUGGCUACCUUCUGGUGUAUGCCGUAGGCAGCUCAAGUCUCUCGUGGCGGCAGGUGGCGCUGGUGUGUGGCUUCCUCACCACCGUCCUCCCCUUCCUGGGGCUCCUUCUCCUGCCUGACUCACCUCGCUGGCUCGCCGCUCGUCACAGACUUCUGGAUGCUCACAAGGCUCUCAUCUUCUUCAGGGGACCUCACUACGACUCACACGCCGAACUGGUAGAAAUUACAGACCAACUGGCAUUAGGGAAGAGAAAUGCAAGAGACCAACUGCAAGAGAUGAAAGAUCCAAACAUCAUUAGCGUAAUUCUUUUAUUUACAUUCCUUCUUCUCUCUUCACAGUUUACAGGCAACUUCCUCGUAACAACAUUUGAGGUGCCAAUCUGCAACUCAACCGUGACUGACUUGAGCCCAGCCACUGGUGCUGCUGUUACAGGCACAAUACGUUUUCUUGGCUCAGUGGCGUAUCUGCUUAUUGUUGAGCGGGUUGGUCGUAAGUCGUUGCUCAUAGGUGCAUUCCUCGCGUGCGCUGGAGCGUUAGCCAUGCUCGGUUCCUUCCAUUAUGACCACAACAACUCAGACGACGUCACCAUUCUGGAUUGGCUACCCUUUAUCUCCCUCUCCGUGUUUAUAUUCUCCACAACUGUUGGCUUUUCUGUUCUUUAUGUAUUACUCGGAGAACUUUUCCCCACGUCGGUAAGAUCUACAGCUGUAGCCUUCCUGUACUCUCUGUUUUUCACGGGAGCCUUCGUGGCAAGUCAGACCUACGUGUCCGUGGUAGGUUCACUGGGGAAGCACGGGGCAUUCUGGCUCUACUGCUGCUUUAACCUGUUGAUGGCGGUGGUGGGUGGCCUCAACCUACCGGAGACCCGAAGACGAUCCCUGGAGGACAUCACCGCCCGUGAGCCACGCCAGUCCACCAAACACUCCUACGAUCACCACAGAUCUACCAAACCCACACUCCACGCCAACGGAACCACUCGCCACGCCAACGGACACCUCACAUCCAAACCACCUCCUCAGCACUACCACAUGACUACUCGGCGCGUCCCAGAAGACAACAAACCCAAUCAUCCAGCUCACAAUUUCUGUAAGUCGACCCAAACAGCCAACAGCUCCUUAUAGAUAUCGAAUACACAGUUUGUUGACAUAUAUGAAAGUUAUACCAAAUUCAUGUGUAGUUUAGUGUCCAGACUUAAAACUAUAUCAACUUUGAAUAUUGUUGUCAUUAUUUCAGACUACAGUAUAUGAUAACGUUCACCUACCACACAGUAGAAUGACACUUCCU
Messenger RNA from Homarus americanus (American lobster), 2296 nucleotides. Its product is annotated as facilitated trehalose transporter Tret1-like. The record is from RefSeq and is a predicted model, not a curated record. The transcript is spliced from 3 exons. Gene Ontology annotation, biological process: transmembrane transport. NCBI's taxonomy places the organism in Eukaryota, Metazoa, Arthropoda, Malacostraca, Decapoda, Nephropidae. Gene Ontology annotation, molecular function: transmembrane transporter activity. The coding region runs from base 319 to 2133 and encodes 604 amino acids. Gene Ontology annotation, cellular component: membrane.